Molecule: messenger RNA, 1293 nt
Organism: Juglans microcarpa x Juglans regia
Lineage: Eukaryota; Viridiplantae; Streptophyta; Magnoliopsida; Fagales; Juglandaceae
Exons: 5
Coding region: 51-734 (227 amino acids)
Source: RefSeq, a predicted model, not a curated record
UCCUUAGAAAGCUUUGGUGACGAGGAUACAUCCUACUCUUUAGAAAGGGAAUGCAAACUGCAAAGCGUACAAUGGAAAGAGGGGAGAAAAAGGAAUCGGUAAAGGAGGAGAUAAUGGAAGAUUUCGAGAAGAAGGUUUCCAUAACAGAAUCAAUGGAUGCCCAAGAUGCCGCAGGUUUAUCCGAUUCCUCCAAAACCGUCCAUCUACUGCGCAGAUUCCUUGCAAUUCAGCAGAGGAGAGCCGAAGCCUACGCCAAGCUCAAAGGUGGGUUUGCCGAGUAUAUGGAUUCAGGAGCGGAAUUAGCUUAUCAGCAACUUUGCAGUGAGAUCACAGUAGAAUUCAAUGAUUGCUCGAAACAAGUCCUUGAAAUCGAAUCACUAUUCCUGAAUCCUGAUAGCUGCCGGGUUGAUCUGGCACAGUUGCUCAGGGAUGUUCAAGCGCAGGAGAAGCAGAAAUUGCAUCUGACAGCUACGAUUCAGGUGUUGAAGAAGGCAGGUCGUCCCUCUGACCGUCCAGUGAGUCAUGACAACUGCAAAUAUAAGAAGCCAAUGGAACAUGAAUGUGUCCAUGUCCAUGAGAUAACUGAAGCUUCUGGAACUGAGGAGGCAGAAGCAGAUGCUGAGUAUGAUAAUGCUCUCAAGGAGGCCAUUAGGGGUGUGCAGGAUGCAGUGACUGCCAUAAACGAACAUAUAGAAGAAGUUAGAUACGAAAUUGCAGCCCUCGAAGCUGAGUGACCUUACAUCUUUGUUUAGAAAGUUGCUAAUUAAGAAGGAGAUAAAGCUGUAAGCUUAUAGGAGUAGGGAAGAGCUAAUGAAAAACAUAGUUGCAUAAUUUCCAGAUCGGUGCCAGUUUUAAUGAAUAUGUUUGCUUACUCCGUGAAAUAAUGUUUGGUAAGGGUGAGCCAAUAAUUGAAACCUCAUCUACUGGGAAUGACGAACACAAAACCAUCAAAACCAUAUCGACUGCCGAAACCCCGACACAGAUAUACUCCGAACCUUCAGAGUCCACUUCUUCUGCUGCAACCCCUACCUCUCAGACGAGAGCAACUCCAUCAGAUGUCUCUAACUACAACAACCAGUGCAUUGUCCUCAUUUUCAUUCAGUCUCGAGUCUCAUUGAUACAUGUUUGUAACGUGGUGAUGGAGACGUAGUAGGGGGUUGUGGAUGGAGCAGUUGGCAAAUUGUCUUUUAGGGUUGGUCUGGAUUUAGAGAUGAGAUGGAAUGGUUUUAGAUGAAAGAUGAAAGUUGAAAAAAAUAUUGUUAGAAUAUUAUUUUUUAAUAUUAUUAUUGUUUU